Tupaia belangeri chinensis (Chinese tree shrew) is the source of this 2688-nucleotide messenger RNA. Its product is annotated as arylsulfatase F. The transcript is spliced from 14 exons. Gene Ontology annotation, molecular function: arylsulfatase activity. The record is from RefSeq and is a predicted model, not a curated record. NCBI's taxonomy places the organism in Eukaryota, Metazoa, Chordata, Mammalia, Scandentia, Tupaiidae. Bases 963 to 2594 code for a protein of 543 amino acids.
CGGUUUCCUGCCUCUCUCGGGGUGGAAGUUGGGUAUAUAGUCGUUGCCAUUGUUCAGGGGGGUUGCUCUACCCCAAACCCAUUUAAUAUGGGGGUGAGCGUAGGCAAAGCCAACCAUUACUCGGAGGCUAGGCUGGACUGGCGAGGUGAGGUCUAGCCCUCUCUUGGGGCCCCGCGAGAAGCACAGGCAUUGGCUUAGGGACCCGGGGAACACCAGAGUGUUUUUGCAAAACAGGAACCAGGGCAAAGUCAAAGUCGGAAGCAGGUCUACGGAGGGCUUACAGGGCCAGGAGGCAAGGAGCCCCCUCAGCAGCUUGGGGGGCACGGAUAAGAACCCAGUGCCCAGGACGAAGGGGCUGUUCUGAACUGAAGGCACGGAGCGGCCAACCACGGGGAGACCUGACACCGGGCAGACGGGAAACUGCUGACUCGUGACCCUCUGGGAUGACCGUGCACGGCUGUGCUCCUUGUGGCUGGAGUGUUCUCCGGAAGGGACUGCUUCUGGCUGAUUUUUACGGAUCAAGGCUUCGGUGACUCUGUGGACGUGGUCUUUGGACUUCUGUGUGCCAGAGCUGCAGGGUCACUUUAACAGAGGGGAGAGAACUUCUACGACCAGGUCCUCCUUCACCACCGGGGCCCUGACACGCCGUGACAACCAACUCCAAGCAGACUGAAGGGAAAGACAGAUCAACUCCCUGGCGGAGGUGUCUGGGGCAAGGAGCCGUAAGUCGCCGAGACCCGAUUGCAUCAUUUGCACGUUGGACGUAUGAGUCAUCGGGGCCGGCCGAGGACUGUCAAGACAGGUGCCACAGGGAAGGGGAACAUCCUGCAGGUACGUUCCGGAGGCUGCAAGGAGAGCCAGCAGCUCCGGCGCUCCGUCUCCGCCGUAGACAUCAGAGACUGCCCCGGCAGACAGACUUCACCUUCUGCCGAAGACACGCGGAAGCUCCGUGGAGUUCCACGAUGCCAGGCAGGGGCAGGUUCGUCUUCCUGUCGCUGGUAUGCGUGCUCAUGAACACCGGCCGGUCCCACGGGGAGAGCCAAGACAAGCCGAAUAUCGUCCUCUUUUUAGUCGACGACCUGGGCAUCGGCGAUCUCGGCUGCUAUGGCAACGACACCAUAAGUGAAGGUAUGGUGUCUGACAACCUUGACCGUGUCGUUGAAAGCCUUGGAGUCCCUGCAGGACUGCCUCGUAAUGAAACCACCUUUGCAGCCUUACUGAAAAACCAAGGAUACAGUACUGCACUCAUAGGCAAAUGGCACCAGGGGUUAAACUGUUACUCACGGAGUGACCACUGCCACCACCCAUACCACUAUGGGUUUGAUUACUACUAUGGAAUGCCAUUCACCCUUACACCGCCUUGCUGGCCAGACCCCUCGCGUGACACGGAGCUGGCCAUCACGAGUAAACUCUGGGUGUGUGUGCAGCUGGUCGGCCUGGCCGUGCUCACCCUCGCCCUGGGGAAGCUGAGUGGCUGGAUCUGCAUCCCCUGGUCCGUACUCCUCGCCAUGGUCCUGUUCGUCCUCCUCCUGGCCUACUGCUGGUUCUCCAGCUACUCGUCCGCCUUGUACUGGGACUGCCUACUCAUGCGGGGACACGACAUCACCGAGCAGCCCAGCAAGGCUGAGCGCGCCGGCUCCAUCAUGGUCAAAGAAGCGCUUUCGUUCCUAGAAAGGCACCGCGAAGGACCUUUUCUCCUCUUUUUCUGCUUUCUUCACGUCCACGUCCCUCUCCCCACCACGAAAGAGUUCAUGGGCACCAGCAAGCAUGGCUUAUAUGGGGACAACGUCGAAGAAAUGGACUCCAUGGUGGGCAAGAUUCUGGACGCUAUGGACGAUCUUGGUCUACGGAACAACACACUCGUCUACUUGACGUCAGACCACGGAGGGCAUUUGGAAGCUAGGCUCGGUCAUGUGCAGAUGGGAGGAUGGAACGGAAGAUACAAAGGUGGAAAAGGCAUGGGAGGAUGGGAAGGUGGAAUCCGAGUCCCGGGGAUUUUCCGAUGGCCAGGAAAACUACCAGCUGGAAAGUCGAUUGAGGAACCUACAAGUCUAAUGGAUAUUUUCCCAACUUUGGCUUCAGUGUCUGGAGGAAGCGUCCCCCGGGACAGGGUGAUCGACGGCCGUGAUCUCAUGCCCUUGCUACGGGGUGACAUCGAUCAUUCGGAGCAUGAGUUCCUGUUUCAUUACUGUGGCUCGUACAUCCAUGCUGUGCGCUGGCACCCCAAAGACAACAGUAACGCGGUCUGGAAGGUUCACUACGUGACCCCGGUCUUCCAGCCUCCCGGAGCCGGGGCCUGCUACAUGACCAACUAUUGCCGCUGCUCCGGGGAGAACGUCACGCACCACGACCCUCCUCUGCUGUAUGACCUCUCCAGGGACCCCUCGGAGUCCACCCCGCUGACCCCGGACACCGAGCCCCGUCACGACGCGGUGCUCCAAACGGUGGCCCGGGCCCUGCAAGAACACCGGAACGGCGUGGUCCCUGUCCUGCAGCAAUUGUCGGUAUUGAAUCAGGACAAAAUACUGCUGAAGCCCUGCUGUGGGGUGUUCCCGUUUUGUCUGUGUGACAAGCAGGGGGACCCCGCAGCCUAGGGUUCGAAUGGAAGGAACCCACCGCGACCAGGCAUCGGGCACGUACACGCCUGCAGGGAGCCAACGAGAAACCAAUAAAUCCGCUCACAUGCUA